Molecule: messenger RNA, 390 nt
Organism: Cylindrotheca closterium
Lineage: Eukaryota; Bacillariophyta; Bacillariophyceae; Bacillariales; Bacillariaceae
Source: the annotation of a GenBank genome assembly
AUGGCACACGAAAAAGUAAUUGAAUACGGAAGCAAGAAGUCGUAUCUUCUCAAGAGACGAAGUAGUGCAAGAAGAGUCGGCUCCUUUCGAAGAUCAGUGAUGGAUUCCAUCAACGACAAUGUGGAGUCAAAUCCACUUCACCGGUUUGCAUCUUGUGGGGAUAUCCAAGCAGGGACCAAAGAUGAUAGCACGGCAGCGUCCUCUGUGACCUCCUCCUUCAGCUCCCUUCCUGGUGGUAGUAAGAGGGAGUCGGACGAUAAGGAUUCGAAGCAAAACGCAGAAUGGGGAUCGAACAGAAGUUCGUCAAACCGAAUCAAGCUCAUGGACCGAGGCGAAUUGCUUGUCGAAACUGAUACACAGUCUUCCAGAUUUUUACGACAAGACCUUUGA